AUGAUCUCUAGUUUCGGCUUCAACCCUUUGGCCAUGAGGGUAUCCCCUCAAUGCGCACCAAUCCGCCUUAUGCGCAGCUCAAUUCGAGCAAGGAGAUCAAGAGGCGCAAACAGGUGGUUUGCGACGGAGACUUAUUUCAAGAAUUCGGACCAGGACUUCUCGCCACUUGCCUGCACAUGGCUGACUAGGACACCGCAAGCUAUCAAACCGGAUGAUAUCUUGUCAAGUCUUCCCCCAAGGUCGUCCGCUGAUGCCGCCUCAGAUUCCGUUCCCCUCCUGCUUGUCACCCCUAGCUUUGCCCACUGGAUCGACACUUCCAACCCGUUCCUUGAAUCCUUAAUAGGCCGCUUGUUUCCCGGUUUUCCGAACUCCACGCCGGUCUACGCCGUCGCAGCAGUCGUUGACAAACUUCCAAACUCGAUGCAUUCUAGGGCAUCAGGCUCUGGAGAAAUUGGUGACUCUGAGUUCUUAUCAACACAACCAGAGGGCCUCUCUCUUUUGACAAUUCAGAGAGAGAAUGUCCGAGGGAAAGCAGCAGCUGCUCGUCGCAUUGGAGGUCCCGCAGGCGAAGAUCCCGACCUCGUCAUUUCCAUCGAGGACACCAGUGCUUCGAAGGGAACCGCGCAUGACGUUGGUCUGCGCCUUGCAAACACCGUCUUUGUAAACGGGAAAGAAUCUACGCUCAUGGGCAUGCGCUGGAUUUACAAUAAUGAUGUCGGUGCAUACGCCUUGAGCCAAUCCGUGAACCUCACAAGUUGCUAUGUUACCUCCGUCUGCGCGACUACGGAGCCUAGCCUGACUCUUCCGCUCGACCCUGUGGGUGAGCGAAGGCGAGUCAUUACCGGCAUGGGAAAUAUUCUGCGCCAAGUGUCAAAGUCGACAGAUCCAACCUCGGUUGAGGCAAUGCCGGCUUCCACUGAAUUGGAAACGGCGCUUCCACGCUACAUCAAAGAGCAUAAUAUCGUGGACCAAAGAGUAUCUGUCUGGGCUUUGGUUGAGAAGCCUGAGAUGGAUACUGCCAGCCGCGAGUUCACUUCCACACAAGAUCGAGUCACUCACUCUUUGCGCAAAGGUGGCAAGUUGCACCGUGUCAUGAGCGGCGGAGGUGGAUGGGGGAAGAAACAGGGUCUCCUUUCGCUGGACCCAGAGGUUAGCUUUCCUGGGAUGAAUCGUCCUGAUGAUCUCGUUACACUAUAUCAAAUCUUCAAUCCUAGUGCAGAUGCGCCCAUGGAGUGGCCGUCUUUCCUUGCCAAUGGGAUGAUUGGUGAAGAUCUCUCUCUGCUGUCGCAGGUCGCCACGGAAGGUGAUUUCAUCGAAUUUUUUGUCGGGUUAGAGCCGAAACAUUCACAAGACGAUAAUGCAAGCAACGCUGAUGCGCGAGGCUCCGUCACCUAUCGCUUUGGUGUCGUUGCCAAUGCUGACGAGGUGAAUGUUGAAUCUACAAGCGAGAACAAACAUGACCUUGUCGUUGUGCCAAAUUCGUUCGGAGCAUUGUCUGAGAAGGCAAUCACGUACUCUCAGCCACUUGUGGACGGAGCAGAGACUUCCAGAUCCAGUACCAAACUGGAUAUACCGGGAUGCCGAGUGAUUUUUAAUUCUGUACAAUAA
This is a messenger RNA of Penicillium maclennaniae, 1608 nucleotides long. RefSeq lists its product as uncharacterized. NCBI's taxonomy places the organism in Eukaryota, Fungi, Ascomycota, Eurotiomycetes, Eurotiales, Aspergillaceae. The transcript is spliced from 2 exons. The coding region runs from base 1 to 1608 and encodes 535 amino acids. The record is from RefSeq and is a predicted model, not a curated record.